Molecule: messenger RNA, 1722 nt
Organism: Alternaria postmessia
Lineage: Eukaryota; Fungi; Ascomycota; Dothideomycetes; Pleosporales; Pleosporaceae
Exons: 4
Coding region: 1-1722 (573 amino acids)
Biological process (GO): L-valine biosynthetic process
Cellular component (GO): mitochondrion; acetolactate synthase complex
Molecular function (GO): flavin adenine dinucleotide binding; thiamine pyrophosphate binding; acetolactate synthase activity
Source: RefSeq, a predicted model, not a curated record
AUGGCUAACCAUCCGUCCAUCAUCGAAGCCAUUGUCAAGGGCAAGAGAGAGCGGCCAGACAGAUGGCCCCGGUUCAUAACUUGUCCAUCGGAGAUAACAGCUAUAUCGAUGGCGGAUGGCUACGCGAGGAUAUCCGGCCGACCGCAAGCUGUCGUAGUCCAUGUCGACGUGGGCACGCAAGCGCUUGGACAGGGUCUACACAAUGCAAGCGUCGGGCGGGCGCCUGUGUUCAUCUUCGCUGGAAUGUGUCCCUAUACUGAGGCUGGGGAGAUGACGGGGUCACGGACAGAGUAUAUGCACUGGUUGCAGGAAGCACCCGACCAGAAAGCUAUUGUUCGCCAAUAUUGCAGAUAUACUGGCGAGAUCCGCACAGGCCUCAACGUCAAGCAGACCGUUGCACGUGCGCUGCAGUUUGCAAACAGUGGACCCAAAGGACCAGUCUAUGUUGCAAGCGCACGAGAAACACUUGCGGAGGUAAUCGAGGAGCCUUACCAGUUGGAUCAGGAACAGUGGAAAGCGGUCGGUCCCGGUGCUCUGCCAGCUGAUGCCGUCGAAGAGGCCUUGGUGGCGAGCAAGCGCCCACUGGUAAUCACAGGAUACUCAGGCAGAGAUAGGCGUUGCCCCGAACAACUGGUCGCUCUCGCAGAUCUCAUACCUGGCUUGCGAGUGCAUGACACUGGAGGCAGUGACCUCUGCUUUCCUUUCUCACACCCGGCUUCGCAAGGCUUCCGUCUUAGCACCGAUGAAUGCACACGCGAUGCUGACAUGAUCCUACUUCUCGACUGCGACGUUCCUUGGAUUCCAUCAGUAAAUCCGCCACCGAAAGGUACUCGCAUAUAUCAUAUCGAUAUCGAUCCUCUGAACGAGCGCAUUCCAGUUUCCUUCUUCCCAGCACAUGGACGGUGGAGAGGUGAAUCUUAUACUGCCCUGAAGCAAAUUCUUUCCCACAUCACGACAUCUCCCUUAAGUGAGACGCUACAACAGCCUUCAUUCGUGGAACGCAAAAAGGUUCUAGCAGAUAUGCAUAAACAGAGACUCGCCGAAAUUGCGUCACGAUGUCACUUGAGUGACGGGCAAUCCCUUGACGCGAGCAACAUUGGCCAUCUUCUCAAGCAAAUUCUUCCGGACACAACAGUAUUUGUGAUCGAGGCUGUGACAUGCGGGCAGCUUCUCUCUGAUCAAAUUCAGGCCGAUAGACCUGGCAGUUGGAUCAAUUGCGGUGGAACCGGUAUUGGCUGGAGCAAUGGCGCAGCGUUAGGUGUCAAGAUGGCCACAGACGACGCGGCCGUGACUACGGAUAGUGUGCAUGAGCCGACGCUCAUUUGCCAGGUUGUUGGAGAUGGCAGCUUCAUGUGCGCGGCACCUUCCAGCGCAUUGUGGGUUGGCUCCAAGUACAAAAUACCCAUCCUUACAGUCGUACUCAACAAUGGUGGCUUCAAGGCUCCAAAGAACUCAACCGCCUUGGUGUAUCCUCAUGGAUUGAAUGAGGGAGCGACUGAUGACGAGAUGAACAUCUCCUUCAAGCCAUCGCCAAACUAUGCAGCACUCGCAGAAGCAGCUGCUGGAAGCCAGAGUUCGAAAGCCUCGACACAGGAUCCAAAUCAGUGGAUGGAGGGCGUACGAGUAGAUUCAGUGGCAUCGUUGAGGAAAGAGCUCGGUAAAGUCUCACAGCGAGUGCUAGAGGAGAAAAAAGGCCUGUUGAUAGAGGCUUUGAUGGGCUAG